This is a messenger RNA of Ipomoea nil (Japanese morning glory), 1683 nucleotides long. RefSeq names its product probable xyloglucan galactosyltransferase GT19. The record is from RefSeq and is a predicted model, not a curated record. NCBI's taxonomy places the organism in Eukaryota, Viridiplantae, Streptophyta, Magnoliopsida, Solanales, Convolvulaceae. Gene Ontology annotation, molecular function: glycosyltransferase activity. The transcript has a single exon. The coding region runs from base 169 to 1515 and encodes 448 amino acids.
CCACCGAUUCACCGACACUCAUUAUUUUUAUCAGUGUAGAAAGAGAAACAUCAUUAAACCAAACAGUUAACGAGAUUGAGAUCAAUCCCACCAAGAAUUAUCACAAAGGUUAUCGGGAAAUUCCAUGAAAACCGUCUGUUUUUCCUCCGUCGUUCCCGUAUAACCACCAUGCCGCCUCCGCCGCCGCCGCGGCGGAUUCCUCUAAUAACCGCUGCUUUCUCCUGCCUGUUCCUCGCCGUCGUUGCGGCGGCCGUUACUGAAGAUUCCGAUCUGGAAACGGGCUGCGACGGGCGAUGGAUCCACAUCCGCCAUCUCCCGCCGCGGUUCAACCUCGACCUCAUCUCCAACUGCUCUCAAUACCCCAUUUUCGACGAUUUCUGCCCUUAUCUCCCCAACCAUGGCCUCGGCCAGAAAACCCAUAGCUCCUCCCACAGCUGGUACCGCACCGACCCCUACAUGCUCGAGCUCGUCUUCCACCGCCGUAUGUUGGAGUAUCCCUGCCUCACCUCCGAUCCUUCCCUCGCCGCCGCCGUCUACCUCCCGUACUACGCCGGCCUCGACAGCCUCCGCUACCUCUUCGGCCCCGAGGCCAACUCCAGUUUCCGGCACGGCCUCGAUCUGUACGAUUUCAUUGCCCGCGUGGAUUCGCCCUCCGUGUGGGGAAGAAAUCUGGGUCACGAUCAUUUUCUGGUAAUGGCCCGCCCCGCCUGGGAUUUCACGCAGCCGGUGACCAACGACCCGCCGGUUUUCGGAACCUCGUUUCUUGAAUUGCCGGAGUUUUUCAAUUUAACGGCGUUAACCCUCGAGGCCAGAGCUUACCCUUGGCAGGAAACAGCGAUUCCGUAUCCCACUUCGUUCCACCCUCCGAAUUUAGCAUUCUACGAGUCCUGGGUGAACAGAGUGAAACGGUCCCGGAGAACCGCCGUGAUGCUCUUCGCCGGCGGCGGCGGGAUCUCCGCAAAUCCCAAUAUCCGGCGGAGCAUCCGCCUGGAGUGCGAUAACGCCACUAAUGUCAAUAUAAACGGCACUGGGUACCAAAAAGUUUGCGACUUUGUGGACUGUUCUAAUGGGAUUUGCGAGCAUGAUCCAAUCAAAUUCAUGAAGCCAAUGCUGCAGGCCACAUUCUGCCUGCAACCUCCGGGGGACACCCCAACCCGGCGGGCCACGUUUGACGGGAUCCUCGCCGGUUGCAUUCCGGUGUUCUUCGAUGAUCUGACCGCCAAAAAACAGUACAAAUGGCAUUUGCCGGUGGAGAAGUACCCGGAGUUUUCAGUGUUCAUACCAAAAGAGGAAGUUGUGUUCAAUGGAUUGAGAAUUGUGGAUGUUCUAAUGAGCAUUCCCAGAACUAAAGUAAGGAGGAUGAGAGAAAAGGUUAUAGAGAUGAUUCCCAGAGUGAUGUACAGAAAGCAUGGCAGUUCAUUAGGCUUGAGGAACAAGAAGGAUGCCAUUGAUAUUGCAGUGGAAGGCACCCUGGAAAGAAUCAAGUCUAAGCUUCAAGAACUCCCGGCUCAAUGAUUGUUUCUCGUUUCGUUUUAGAUUGAACUCAAGACCCCCUUUAUAUCGCCUCGACCUCGUCCCUGGCCUGUAGUCUAAGCCAUUCUUUCUUACUAUGUAUUUCAUGUUCCACUGGUAAUAAUAUAUUUCAAAGGAUUCAUAUCAUCUUUGCCCAGAUUCUAUUGCCAA